AUUUAUGAUAAAAAUAAUACUUGGAUUGGUGACAUUAUUGAGUGUAGUAGCUUAAGAUGCUAUUAUAUGUAGUGGUUUUAUAAGAAUUCCAAAAGCAGAUAAAUAAGAUAUUAAUGUGAAUCAAAUAGAAAUGAAACUUUUAGGAACAAAUAACUAAUUUAUUGAUUAUAUUGAGAUAUCUGAAAAUGGAUUCUACUCUAUAGAAAUCGAAGAUGAUGCUUCUUCAUUAAUUGAUUACAUCAUUUUUAUUUAACCAAAAGUAAAAGGAUUUGUGGCCAGUCCAAGUUAAAUUAAUUUAAAAUUUCAAUCCAAAACAUUUGAUGAGGCUAGCUCUUUUUGUAAUAAAUAGUUGAAUUUUUCUAUUAAGAGAGCCCCAGUUGAAGAGCCAAAAGUAUAAUAAUAAUAAUAGUAAUAUUAGUAACAAUAAUAAUAAUAAUAAUAAUAAUAAUAAUAAUAAUAACAAUAACAACAAUAAAAGUAAUAACAAUAACAACAAGAAAAAACUAUAUUUUAAGAUGAUAAUGUUGAGAAAUUAUCAUAAUAAGCAGAAGUAGAUACAAACAUUGAAUAUAUAGAGGCUUAAACUAAUUAAUAAGAAUAGGAUUAAGCAUUUAUUGAAUAAGUAACAGAAAGGGAAUAAGAAAAGCAAUAAGUGUAAACUGAUGAAAUAUAGGAAGAAUUAUUGAAUUCAGAUAUUGAUGAAAAAUCAUUUGAUCAUUUUAGAUUAAUAGGAUAAAUAGUUUUUGAAGGAGAUUUUACAUAAGCAGAAAAAAAUUUAUAUUAUAUUAAGUCUUUUAAAGUUUUUGAUAAUUAAGAUGGUAUUAUAUUUAGGAUUGUUAUUAGAAUAACUUUAAGGUAGAACAUUGAGUUUUUAUAAUUACUUUGAAGUUGAAACAAAUGAAGCAAAAACUCUAAAAUUAUAAUUAGUUGUUGAGAAAACUAAGGAAAAAGGAGAAAAUGUUCAUAAGUAAUUAAAUUUCGAAUAAAAUAUAUCAAAAAUUUCAUUACUCAAUAGAUAGAUAACUACUCAACCAGUAUUAUAUUUUAUAAUUAUUUAGAUCAUAUUUGCCAUAAAGAAGGAAACCCCAUCAAAAGAAUAGAAUAAAAUAGGUCAAGUAUUUGCUCCAUUAAUAAUUUUUGGAUUAGUUUUGGCUAUGUUUAAUUAUGAUAAAAUAUUAAAAAAAAAGUGAU
Messenger RNA from Paramecium sonneborni, 1191 nucleotides. NCBI's taxonomy places the organism in Eukaryota, Ciliophora, Oligohymenophorea, Peniculida, Parameciidae. The record is from the annotation of a GenBank genome assembly.